Fusarium proliferatum ET1 is the source of this 375-nucleotide messenger RNA. RefSeq lists its product as uncharacterized. Lineage: Eukaryota; Fungi; Ascomycota; Sordariomycetes; Hypocreales; Nectriaceae. The transcript is spliced from 2 exons. Bases 1 to 375 code for a protein of 124 amino acids. The record is from RefSeq and is a predicted model, not a curated record.
AUGUCGAUGUGGAUCGUCAGAUUGCCGCGCUUGUGUUCCCAAGUCCCAAGACUCCGAAAACGGGCGCUCAAAGACAAAGCACCGUUUGUCCCUGAUGAAGUGUCUGAGUGUGUUAUGGCUGUUCUUGUGGGAGAUGGUUGGUGCGCAACAGCUCUUCCCGUGACAGGCGAGAUGACCUCGUCUCGACAUCAAAACACUACAACCCGUUUGCAUCAUCGACAGCGCAUCAACACCAAAGAAUGCGAAAAUCCCAUUCUCACUGCCCAGAUCUAUAGCCGCGUGAUGUUCCGAUGCGGGCUCUUUGAGCGCAAGAUCUGCGAGAUUUGGAGAUUCUGGGGUGUCGCGAGAACGCACCACUUGCACCCCAGAGUAUGA